AUGGCCCAUAGCACUCUAUCCGGAGUGACAAUGCAACUGCGUCAAUUCUCUCGUUUCCAGGGAAAUGAGUAUCAAGAAUCUACAAUAACAAAUUUGGCCGAAUUUACAUCGUGUGUAAUAACGAAGAUGGACAAAUACAUUCAAACGGACGCAAUUUAUCUCGACUUAGCAAAAGCGUUUGAUUCUGUCAAUGUUACGCUGCUUAUCCAGAAGCUAAACAUCAUGGGCUUGAACGAACAAUUGCUUAAAUGGAUUGAAUCAUACCUGAAUGGACGGCAGCAGAUUGUCAAACUAAAUGAUGUCAUGUCAAAUUCCAUCAACGUUACUUCGGGAACUGGUCAGGGCUACCCAAUUGGCGCAACACUGUUCAUUUUAUUUAUUAUUGACUUGCCACAUCACACACUCGAAUCAAUAUUACAGUCGUUUGCUGAUGAUACUAGACUAUGGAAACACAUUGAAAAUUUUGAAGACUGCCAAGAACUGCAAAACGAUCUCAACAAAAUUGUGAAAUAUUUCCGGGACAAUCGACUAAAAUUGAACAUCAAGAAAUCAAAUUGCAUAUCAUAUCACCGUGGACAGUUGCAGUAUGAAUUUGAAUAUACGAUAGACAAUGAGAAGAUUAACCGUGUCAAA
This is a messenger RNA of Sitodiplosis mosellana (orange wheat blossom midge), 633 nucleotides long. RefSeq lists its product as uncharacterized. The transcript has 2 exons. The record is from RefSeq and is a predicted model, not a curated record. The annotation marks the transcript as partial. NCBI's taxonomy places the organism in Eukaryota, Metazoa, Arthropoda, Insecta, Diptera, Cecidomyiidae.